AUGCGGCUACUGCACGUACGCACUCUAGAGCUGAAAACUUUUGUCGACAAUAUCCCACCAUAUGCCAUACUCUCUCAUUGUUGGACAGACGAGGAAGUCGUGUUCUCAGAUCUAGCCGACUUGAAACAGGCCAAGAAGAAGACGGGCUUUGCAAAGAAUGAGAAGACAUGCGAACUUGCGAGCAAAGAUGGCUUUGACUACGCAUGGAUUGAUACCUGCUGUAUCGACAAGAGUAGUAGUGCUGAACUUUCUGAGGCUAUCAACAGCAUGUUUGCAUGGUACCGAAACUCAGAGCAAUGUUAUGCUUAUCUCGCCGACGUGGAAGUGCAAGAAGCAUUUGCACAAGGUGAAGCGGCGAAACAUCGGAACACCUUCUGGCUCAGCAAAUGGUUCACGCGAGCUUGGACGUUGCAAGAGUUACUGGCUCCUAGUAACUUCCAACCUCGUUAUCUCCCUCACUGGCCAUACGAUAGAUACGAUGGCAUGAAAUUCUACUCGCGCGACUGGCAACUUCUUGGAAACAAGGCCCACCUUGGCAUACUUAUAUCGGACAUCACUGGCAUACCUAUGGAAUAUCUCGAGGGCCAGAGUUUGGAAACCGCAAGUAUCAGUAUGCGGAUGUCAUGGGCUGCAGACAGGCAGGCCACAAGAUCUGAAGACAUCGCUUACAGUUUACUUGGUCUCUUCGAUGUCAAUAUGCCUUUGCUGUACGGCGAGGGGAACACAAAGGCUUUUAGAAGGUUGCAGGAAGAAAUCAUGAAGAUCUCUGAAGACGAGACGCUCUUUGCGUGGGAGGCUCCAUACCGUUGGAAGCCUCCCUAUCGCAUGGAUGAGCUGACCGUAGACGUACUUGCGUGUAAGGCCUACGUAUUACGCAAACGCUCUUUCACACUCAUCAGAUUGAUAAGUAUGGACGAGGAAUAA
Molecule: messenger RNA, 924 nt
Organism: Alternaria metachromatica
Lineage: Eukaryota; Fungi; Ascomycota; Dothideomycetes; Pleosporales; Pleosporaceae
Exons: 2
Coding region: 1-924 (307 amino acids)
Source: RefSeq, a predicted model, not a curated record